Molecule: messenger RNA, 2166 nt
Organism: Synchytrium microbalum
Lineage: Eukaryota; Fungi; Chytridiomycota; Chytridiomycetes; Synchytriales; Synchytriaceae
Exons: 6
Coding region: 1-2166 (721 amino acids)
Biological process (GO): defense response; superoxide anion generation
Cellular component (GO): NADPH oxidase complex; plasma membrane
Molecular function (GO): superoxide-generating NAD(P)H oxidase activity
Source: RefSeq, a predicted model, not a curated record
AUGGGCGACUCAGGAACUUAUCCACGGCCGCAGAGACUGUCGACAGCCAACCCACCACCAAAUCCAUUACGAAAGGCUACCGCUCCGCCUAUAGAUCGUAAAUAUGGAGCCCCGCAACGGCUACACGACUCGCUACCUAGACAAGGCUCUACUUCGCACCCGUCAUCAUUACCACGUGAAGUUUCAUCUGGUAUACGCAGAGAACAGAGUAAUUCGUCAAUGAAAAACGUAAUUGGAGGUGCCGGUAGUAGUAGUACCAAUCCCCAACCAGCACCUCGACCACCACUACAACCACAACAGCACCAACCACUGCAAAAACAAGCAUCAACUUCCUCCCUAGCAUCGAAAAGUGGAUUAAAAAGUCAGGCCAGUCAGUCGUCGUUACGGCCUCUACGGCUCUCACGUGGUGUACCAGCACCGGUACCAACACGACCAUCUAAAUUACCACAAGCAGGUAUACCGUUAGUUGAAAAGAGGUAUUCACCACCACACCAGCUGAGCCCGGAUGGGACCUUUGAUGAGCUGAGGAUGGCAAGGAAUGUGUCUAUAUCUGAGGGUUUGCUGAGUGCACCAACACUUCCUUCAAAACAUGCCACAAAGGCGGUGCCCUGGAUUAUUAGGCUUGAUAAUCUGUUGAGCGAACAUGGAAAAGAAUUCAUUUGGUGCACAAUAUGGAUUCUCGUCCAAGUCGGCCUCUUUGCAUAUAACUUUAUCACAAUGCAAAACGAUGUUGGAUUUGCAUCGCUCGUAGCAGCCACGAAUGGGUUUUGGGCAACGGCUAAGGCAUCAGCGGCUGUUAUUAGUCUCAACAUGGCACUAGUUCUUAUACCGAUACUGAGAACACUAUUGUCUUUAAUCAGUGAUACCUUCCUCGCCAGGUUAUAUCUAUUCAAUAGCUCGGCGUUACUGCAUCGGGUCUGCAGUUAUGGGAUUGUGUUUUGGAGCUUUGUACAUUGUGUUGCCCAUUAUAUGAACUAUAUCAGAAUCGAAGCUGCAUCUGGAAGAACUCUUUUAGCCGGUGCCAUGACUGGCACAACAGGAGCCGGCAUAACAGGUCAAAUGCUCGUCCUACUCAUGGUAGCCAUCUACACAUCAUCUGCAAACGUAGUCAAACGAUCCGGCUAUAACGUAUUCUGGAGCCUACACUGUCUUUUCAUUGUGCUAUACGCAUUGAUUGUCAUACACGGCUCGCUAUGUUUUGGUAAAGCUCUGGAUGUGAAAUCUGGGUCCACCAUAUGCAGAACACCGACGUCAUGGAUGUAUUGGAUUGGUCCUUUGGUGUUGUAUGGAGUUGAACUGGUGCUGAGGACUGUGAGAGCAAGACAGACUACUACGGUGCUUAAAGUUAUUCAGCAUCCUCAAAAAACGGUUGAGAUUAACUUUUAUAAGCCGGCUAUGAAGACUAGGGUAGCACAGUAUGUGUAUUUGAAGUGUCCUGAUGCUGGAAUAUUUGAGUGGCAUCCAUUCACUCUAACUUCAGCUCCCCGAGAGGACUGUCACUCAGUCCACGUCCGAGUUGUAGGCGACUGGAGUGCCCGUCUCGCUGAUCGCUUAAACUGCAGGUUUGACCCUGAUGAUCAACGACCGCCAUUUCCUAAGAACUAUAAAUUGAUGGUUGAUGGCCCCUUUGGAAGGUCAGGAGACUGGAUUUUCAGAUUCGAUACUGUAAUCUUGAUUGGGGCUGGUAUUGGUGUGACUCCUUGUGCGUCGAUUCUCAAAGAGAUUGCUUUUCGAUAUGUGGAUCCAAAGAUACCCAGACAUAUGAAGAAGGUGUAUUUCUUUUGGGUUUGUCGAGAAGCGUAUGCUUUCAAAUGGUUUAGAUCCUUCCUCGCCGAGCUAGAAGAAGAAUCUCAAAACUGGAUUGACCCAGACCUAUUCGAGAUCCGACCAUACCUAACUGGCAACCAGCCCAAUAUUGACAAUCUCUUCCUUAACGACUUUGACGGUGACGACGCACUGACUCGAUUACGAGCCCGUACGCAGUAUGGACGACCAAGGUUUGAUGCCUUGUUUCGUGAUAUUCGACAACAGCACCCGAAUACGGACGUGGGAGUGUAUUUUUCUGGACCGCCUGGAUUUGGAAGUGAGAUACAGAGAGUUUGUGAUGGGAGUAGCACUGUAUCUAGUGGAACGAGAUUCUUUUUCUCGUCGGAUGAUGCGUGGUAG